This is a messenger RNA of Leguminivora glycinivorella, 21821 nucleotides long. Its product is annotated as titin homolog. The record is from RefSeq and is a predicted model, not a curated record. NCBI's taxonomy places the organism in Eukaryota, Metazoa, Arthropoda, Insecta, Lepidoptera, Tortricidae. Gene Ontology annotation, molecular function: protein binding.
CACACGGGCGUCCGCGCGCGGCCCGGGCGGUAUCGGAGCCCGAGAGACCCCCAUGGAGCCCCCGGCCUUCGGCGACCCGCCGGCGCUCAAAGCGGCCCCUGGCGGGACCGCCACCGUCCUAAUACCCCUGGCUGGGACCCCUCCGUUCCAGUACGAAUGGAGCAGAGCGGGAGCGUCUUUGGACUCACGCUUCACCGUUUCUGAGGCCGCGGGUGGCGUGAGGCUGACCGUCACCUCCGCGCGAGAGCAGGAUGGCGGUAUCUACACGCUGCAGGCGAGCAAUGCAGCAGGCAGGGACACGGCGCGCGUGCGCCUCGAAGUUGCCGCGGACGAGGCAAGCGGCGACGACCCGCCCGCGUUCAUGCGGCGGCUGCAAGACCUCACUGUCAAAGUGGGCACCAGAACCCGGUUUCUGGUGGAGAUACUCAGCUCCACUGACUGCAAAGUGACCUGGUACCGCAACGAGCGCCGCCUGCUGGAGGCGGAGCGCGUGUCCCUGGUCCGCGACGGCAACUUCUGGUGCUGUGACGUGGCUUGCGUCAGCGUAGAUGAUGCAGGCCGCUGGACCUGUGCGGCUGAAAACCGGGGCGGACGCGCCAGCUGCGCCGCGCACCUUAAUGUGCUGGUGCCCAAAGCCUACAAGCGACCGGAGUUCGUAGAGGAGCUACGGGCAAUCUUGACUGAACAGGGCACAGUCUCCCUCGAGUGUAAGGUGGUCGGUGUGCCCACACCCGUGCUGAGGUGGUUUAAGGAUAGCCGUGAAAUAAAAGCCGGCGACGUUUUCGCCCUCACGGCCAGCGCAGAAGACCCGACGUCCCUCGGAACGUAUACCUGCGAGGCCGUCAACUGCAUGGGCAGAGCCUACUCUUCAUCCAAAGUCCACGUCACGAGGGGCCGCGAUGAGUCGAGACCAAGCUCUGCCGUCACCCCCGAGCCACCUCCAAUUUUCACCAAGGAGCUAGAAGACCAAUUCAUCAAAAUCUGCGAACACCUUACACUGAACUGUCAUAUUGUUGUCCCACCAUGGCCCAGAAGCGUCGUCUGGUACAAUAAGGAGGGAAAAAUUGAGCCUGGAGAGAGGUACCAUGUAACAGAGGAUGGUGUAGGCGGCUACCUUCUAGAAGUACAGUCAGCAGAGUGGCCUGAUGAAGGCGAGUGGAAAUGUGUGGCCACAUCGGCAGGGGGCAGGGUCGGCAUAUCCACCUGCCAUGUCAUCAUGGAUGUCCCCAAGAACUACCGGAAGCCGCGUUUCAUGGAGAACCUCCAGGCGGUGCUGACGGAUGAAGGUCUAGUCUCCUUCGAAUGCAAGGUCGUCGGCUUCCCCACUCCAGUGCUGAGCUGGUUCAAGGACGGCCAGGAGUUGAAGCCGGGAGAUGUUUACCAACUCACAGGCACAAACUCCCUCGGUUCCUACUGCUGCAUAGCCCGGAACUGCAUGGGCCAGGCCAGCAGCUCAGCCGAGCUGACGGUGGAAGACAUCCAGAACCAGCUCAACGAGGAAGAGAGGCUCCAGCUGUUCACCAAACACCAGGCGCCCAAGUUCCUCCAGGGCUUGCAGAGUGCUGAGGCGCGGAUUGACGAGCCAUUCCAUUUUACUAUUAAAGUUGCCAUUCCGCCCGAGCCGACAGUCCUGUGGUACCGAGACGACCAGCCCGUGGACGAGUCCCCACGCUGCCACCUCGCCAAGGAAGACCGAGGCAUCUUCUCCCUCGACAUCAAGAACCUGGAGUUCCUCGAUCAGGCCGAGUGGAAGUGCGUGGCCAUGAACGAAUUCGGCCACAGCGUCACCUCCUGCUUCCUCAAACUCAUCAUCCCAAGACACUUCAAAAAACCAAGAUUCUUGGAGAACCUUCAGGCUAUCCUCUCCGAAGAAGGCGCUGUCAACUUAGAAUGCAAGGUCAUCGGUGUACCGCAACCUGUCCUCAAAUGGUACAAGGACGGCGAAGAACUCAAACCUGGAGAUAUACACAGGAUCAUAUCUGGACAGGACGGCACUUGUUGUUUAGGAACAUAUACUUGUGAAGCGCAGAAUUGUAUGGGAAUCGCCGCCAGCUCCGCCUCGCUUCUCGGCUUCGACGACUCAAUGAAAGCCAAGAAGAAAAUAGCAGACGAACAAGCAUUGCAAAGAAAUUUGUCGCUUAGUACGAUACACGAAGAACGAACGUCGCAGAUGUACGAUACCCCGGUGGGAGAUAUAACUCUUGACGAUAAAGGCGAGAUUUCAUUUUCGUUCGAUGGAAAAGAAGUCUCCGUAUCGUUAUAUGAGACUCCUGAUUUAACUGAAGAGGAAGCACUUCAAAUAGUCGAAAUGUAUGCUGAUCAGCUAUCAGAAAAUGUUACUGAACAUAAUGUUGUCGAGCUGCCACCUCUUAGAUUUGUUAAAGAAACGUCAACUUCAGGUAAUCUGCUCAUGGAAGCUAUCAUAAUUGAUGUGUCUCCGGAAUAUUUUGCAUCACCCGAAGAAGACUUAAGAACGGAAGCUGAUGUAGAAGAUAUUUCAAUAGCUGAUGAAAAUGGCGCUCCUCAGCUUUCAUUAGAUACAGAUUUAGGCGAAGACUAUUUAGAAAAAACUAUGGCUCUACUAUCGGAUGAAAAAUCAGAUAUGCCUAAAAAGGUGGCUAGAAAGAAGUCAGAUUCUCUUAGAAGUGGAGAAGACUUCUUUAGUUUAUCUCGGGAACAAUCAUUAUCUGAAGAUAAAAGAGAUGAUGAUACGCAAAUUAUGUCUGAAAGUGACUUGGCUAGUUUUGCUAGCGCACGAAGUUACGGUAAGCAAAAAUCAAAAUCUUCACGCCGAUCAAUUGAUGAUGGCAGGGAAUCGUCAGAAACGAAGACAAUUCUACAUAAAGUUGAUGUAGAAGAGACAAGGGAGGUCAAAUCUGACAUUCAAGAAAUUAAGACCGAGGUACAAGAAAGUGAACAGAAAAAAUCUGAGAUGGAAACCCCCGUCAUGAAACCUAAGCGUGAACGGCGAAGUAGUCGGGGUUCACGACGCUCUAGCUCAGGUAGUGAAAAAUCUUUCAGCAAGGUUAGAGAAGAACUGUUACAAGUAAGAGCAGAGAUAGAACCCAAACCCAAAAUGACAGAUGAGGAAUUUAAGAGUAAAGUAACUGAAAUAAGUUCAACAAUAUCUAAAGCUAUUAAUGAUGUACAAAUCAUUGAAAGAGAUAUAAUAUUGAAAUCAGAGUUAAUGUCAUCUGCAGCUACAGCUUCAAGAAGUUUAGAGAUCAUAAGCAGUCUGAUCACCCCUCUAUCUGAAAUUCACAGCAUAGCAGAGGCUGCUAAGGAAUCUCUACAAGCAAAAGAAGUUACUACAAUAUUUAAUAAUCUUCCUACAUCGAUGAAAGCUUUACAACAAUCCCUAACUUUAGUUGAAAAAUGUAUCGAUAUGGAAGGUGAAAAUAAAACUUUAGUAAAGAAAACAUGCGUGGCAUUUAUAGAAACGUGUGGUAGUGAAAUUCAGAAAGUUAUGUCAGAUAUUAACACUGUUACCUUGACAGACUAUUUACAGGCAGACGAAAGUGUAAUAAGAGAAAUACAGACAUUAACAAAAGAUAUGUCUAACGUUAUCAAGUAUUCAUCUGAUACUAUUAAAACCCGAAAUCUAUUAAGUGAAGCCAGUGAAAUAAAGACAGAAGAUACAUCAAUUGAUGCAAAGCACCUCAAAGAUACACAAAAAGCUGUGUUUGAGUUAAGAAGCCCUGUCAACUCCUUGCUCUGCAUAGCCGAGAGCGCGGAAAGUGGAAAAAUUAUAGAUUUGACUAAAAUCAAAAACAGUGAGGUAAUACUCAAUGAUAUGUCUGCUUCAAUACAAGACUUACAAGUAGCUUUAGAGCAGAUAGAGUCACUCUCAGUUAAAGAAUCUACCACCUCAUUAAACAAGUACAAUACGGAAAUAAUCGAAACCGUUAUGGAUUCAAUUUUAAAACUCAGGGUGUCAUUUGAACAAUUAUCGACGGAAGCGAGAAGUGAAGACGAUAAACUAGUUUUGAAGCAGGCUCUAACAUCUAUUAAACAAAAUUUAAGUGAAAUUUCAACACAUAUUGAUAAAAUAGAGAGUAAUGUUGGAAGAUUUGACAUACUGCAAAGCGAUAAUAAACUGGAAGUCCUACAAAAAAUGGCUCAAAUACUUAUAGCGCUAGAAAAUAAUUUACCUCGCCUUGAAUCUCUGCCUGAUGUAAAGCUGCAUUUGGACGUAUUCCAUAAAAACCUUACGAAAGUUUUAGAGAAUGUGAUUGAAUGUAAUGAAGCUAAGAAAUAUUUCUCUUUAACCGAAAUAUGUGAUGUAGUUAACAGAGUAAACACAGCCAUAAAAACUAUAGAUUCUGACAGCAUUUUGUCCUUGGCAAGUCUCAAUAAUACGAUGAGGAUAGUCCAAGAUCAUUUUAUCAACAAUAUAUUUGAAUCUGAGCUAAAUUGUUCUAUAUUGAGUAACAUCAGCGAUGUAUUGGUAAAUAUACAAGAAGCUAUUAAUCAAGCUGAUGAAGUAAGCUUACACGUUGACUCGGAACACAUCAUUACACAAGAUAUUUCCUCGUAUGAAACUGGAAAAGCUGUCAUAGCUUUAGAGCGUAUAGAACACACUAUAGCUGCUAUAAGUAAAGUUAAAUCUCUUGAAUGUGCGAAAGAAUUGAAAGAUGCCAUAACACCAGUUCUAGAGAAUGUAUGUCCAGUUUUAGAAGAGCUUAAGCGAAGUGUAGCAUCCAUAGCUUUAGGGCGAGUUGAACAAGAUGAAAAUGUUUCUGAUAUGUCUGAUGUACAGUCAGUAGCCCAGACUUUAGCUACGCCGCUCUGUGAACUUAAUGAAAAUAUUAUGGUUAUAAACCAAACAAUAGUAGAACACAUUGAGAGCUUGAAAGAAAACAGUGAAGUCUUUGUAACAGUGGCAGAGCCAUUACAUGAAUUGCACACUACACUUGAGACGUUACAGCAAGUAGUAAUAUCACAAUACGGAGAAGAUGUGACUCCAUAUGAAGUAAGUGUAAAUAUGGCGAAUGCUGUACAAAAUCUUCAAAGCUGUAUUGUGAUGAUCCGUGAACAAGGUGGCAUAGAGAUGGCUGAUGAAAUGUCGACUCUAGAAGAUAUAUCUGGAAUAAAAACAACUGCUGAUACUUUACCUUCAGAUCGGUUAGUAUUACCUGAAGCCGCAGAAACAACCGCUGAACAAGCCGUUAGCUCUUUGCACCAAGACAUUGUACCAUCUGCUACAGCUCAGGCGUUACAGUCUUUAAAUGAUCACAUUACGGUUUUGCAGAAUCCUGAUGUCAUUGAUGCUUUAGAUACAUUAUCUGAAGUCAGUGAUUAUUCAAGCUUAAAAUCUGUUGUGUUAGGCCUAGGUGAGCUUCAUUCUGGUAUACAAGAGAUAUUGCAUCCAUUUAUUUUGGAGACUUCCGAUGAAAUGGUCCAUUUAAACACAUCGAAGUUAAUGGCCAUUGCAGAGCCUAUGCAAGACUUACAACAAUCGUUGUCUGUAUUAGAUGUUACUAAUAUACCAAUAUAUGAACACAUUCUUGAAAUGGCAUCUGACAAAAUACAUUCCGUUUUUCAAAGUAUCGCAGAAUUCAAAGAAAAUCUUGAUAAAUGCAUUCAUGCUGUAUUUCCUGCGAUGGAGACUGCCGACAGAACGAUUGAAAUAUCGAACAAGGUAGAGAGUUUACGCGCUGUGUGUGAAACUCUGAAGGAUAUAAUUGAAAGUACCAAGGCUAUAUCAACUGAGGCACCAGUCAAACAAGAAGUUAUUGCUCUUGAAGAGAGAGUUAACAACUUACUAGACGCGACAGAUGUGUCUAAAGGAAUUAAGAUAGAACAAGUCAAAUCGGUUACUCAAGAACUUUAUGAAAAUGUAAUAAACGUGCAAGAGGAACUUAUUCAGUUUACACCACAGGCACCAGAAAAAUUAGCCCAGGAAGCAAAACUAAUACAGGUUAUAGACAAAGUUGAACGGAAUAUAGCUGUAUUAGAAGAAUAUGAUUUUGUUGAUUUAUCAAGAGCCUCCGACAUGUCGUGCUCUUCGCCACAGAUAGCUCUUGAAAUAGAGACAGAUGCACUAAUACAAAUGGAUGACGUAGUUCAGUGUGCUGUUGGUAUUAUCCAGGAUUCAAGUAAUGAAACACCCAUAGCCGACCUAAUGAUAGUAGAAGACUUCUUCAAAAAUUGUAAAAAUGAGUUUGCUUUGCUUCGGUGUUUGUUGACUAAAAAGCUAAGUCAUAAGAGAAUCAUACGGCUAUUGCAGGAAUUUAAUGCAUUGAAAGAAACUAUCAACGAGUUUAAAGUAAAACAAAGUGAGCUCCACCUAGCUGAGGACAUUAGUAACUCGCUCAAAACAUUUUUUGGCUAUUGUGAUGAAUGUUUGAACAGUGUUCAAGACUCUCUUAUUAAGAUAGUUGAUUCGCAAUCUGAUUUACUUUUCAAGGCGCCUAUUACUAGGCUUGAUGCAACGAAGGAGGUCCUUAGUGAAAUUCUUGCAAGUAGUAAAUUUACACCUUUAGAAGACGUGGCCCAACGAUUUGUCAAUAUUAUUGAGAUUGCAAAGCCCUGUCUGCAAAGAGCUGAAACUGUCAUUCACGAAGAAAUUAAAUAUAAUGCAACAGUCGUUGAAGAUAAGGCGCUACUGGCGGCAAUGGAUGAUGCAGAAACAUUUAUAGAAGAACAAAUUCUAACCAAGUCUGAACUUACAGUAGAAUCUAGAGAAAUAUUACAAAAGGUUUUAGAAUGCAUUCAGAAACAUCACGAUUAUAAGGAUGCUACAGGCACGGGUAAAACGCUUAUACUUCUUAAGUGCCUCGCUGAGUGUUCUGAUAUUUUGCAAGAAAAUAUGUCAGAAUCCAAACCAGAAAUAAAAGAACACAAAUUCGAAGAAUCAGCUUUGAAAAAUGUGCUAGCAGAAAUGUUAGUUCCUCUUCAAGCAUUGCAUCAUCACCUGCUGAAUAUACAAGAGCAAGUAUCAACUGGUAUGGAAGACGAAGUGAUGUCUGUUGAUCUGACUUCAACAGAAUCAUUUGCUCAAGCUAUGGGAGAAAUACAACAAGAUAUAAAACAGCUAGAACAACAUGUGUCGGAGGGCACCGUAGUGGAUAGCGCGGAAAAGACCAUGAUACUGGAACUAGAUAAAGAAAUCCACACAAUACAAGACAGUAUAAAGUCCAUUGAAAAUGUCACAAGUGAGGACAGAGAAAAGGUUUCCAAGCCGAUGGAGGAAAUAGAGAAAUCUCUGAAGACAUUGCUAGAGACGGAAAGUAAAACAGCCGCAAAGGAUAUAAAUUCCAAUACGGAUUCGUUGGAAUGCGUAUUAGAUCGGUUUUUGACCAUUGAUAAAGAUCUUACUGAUGCAUUGGCUUCAUAUACUGGGCUUAACUUCUAUGAAAUAGUUGAUAUAGCCCAAAAACUAAAAAUAAUAGAAUCCAAAGAUAAUAAACUGAUUCAAGAUAAAACAGAAAUCAUAUCAAAAUUGAUAACAAUACUAUCGAAAUUUGAUUGGGUCAAUGAAAGUACUAAAAAUAAUGACGAUAAAUUGCAAGAUGUAUUUUUGACAAUACACCAACUAUUGAAAUACUUACAAGUUGACAAGGAAAAAUAUGAAGCUAUCAUAAAAGAUAAGACUCCUGACUUUGUGCAAAAUGUUGACAAGUGUAUUGAACUCAUUGAAAUUGUUGAAGAAAUAUCAACCAUUAUGAAAAUUGAUAAAGUGACUGAAUCAGCAAAACUAGCUCAAGAAUUACGUGAAAGUUUAACCAGUAGCCAAUUUGAACAACUUGAUUCCACAAUGGAUAUUAGUGAAGAAAGCAGAGAGAUAAGUAUGCAGCAAGCUAGCUUAGCAAUGACUUUAAAAGAUGCGCUCACCUCUAUUCAAGCUCAAGUUAUAGAAAAUACAAAAGAGUUGGAGCCAGAGCUUAAAAAUCAAGUUGUUCUGCGAAUCGAGCAAGCUGCUGAACAGUUACAAGAUUUGAUCACAUUGACAGAAGUUAAUGUCGAAAAACCAAAACCAAAGGAAGUAUCUGCUGAAGAAAACAAAACUGAUGUGGAAACGAGAGGAGAUAAACGUGCAGAGGAACAAAUGAAAGCGAAGAUUUCUGAAGAUAUAAUAUCUGAGACGACUUUGAUUCCUGAAAUGCAACAACUAGAUAAAGAUGAAGAAUAUAAAGAAACAAUUUCAAAAGUUGAAAAAGUUGAUAGUGAAAAAGUUAGUCAAGUUGAAGAAUUGUUGGCAAAAACUCAAGUGGCAAGUGAAAUAGAGGUAUCUCAAAAAUUGGACACUACAGAAGACAUGAAACCGGCGCCAGUGAUUGGUGAGACAUUCGAAAUUAUAACGACAGAACAACUCUCAACAAUAGAAACCUGUGUUUCAAUUAUUGUUGAGGGUAAAACUGACCAACUUGUUGCAGAGGCUGAGAAAGCUAAAUUAGCUCAGGACCAAAGAGAAGCAGCUGUCGUACAAGAAAAGCCAAACGGUGGUAUCAGCAGUAGAAACACUUUUUCUACUGGCGAAGAAACUCCUACCAAGGCACAAUUAGAUCUUGUAGAACCUAUUACAGAAUCUACUAUGCAUACAGAUAUACAGGAAACAGCUGUUUUAGAAACAACAAAUGAUUUAGUGGGUGACACGUCGUCAAAAGCUGUGCUCAAUAUCACAGAAAGCCAAAUAAUUACAGAGCAAGUUACAGUAGAUACCACUACUGCAUUAAAGUCUGUGACUGACUUAGACAAUAUAGAAGUGGUUCAGACUACUGUAUCUAUUGAUAAAAGCGCUGAUUCAAAUCAAGCUACUGCUACAGAAACUCUGACAUCUGUUGUACCAGAACCGAGCAAGGAAACUACUAUAGAUACUGAUAAAGUAAACGUAACUGAUAAAAUUUUAGCUUUAGAAACAACAAAUGAAUUGGAAGAUGUAUCAUUGAAGAUGCAUAAUAUCGCAGAAAAUAUCGAAAUCACAGAUCAGACAGUAAUUGGUGAAACACCGACAAUAUUAGAAUCUGUGGAUGACAUGAAAAAAUUAGAAAUCACUGAAACAGCUGAUAUUAUUGAAGCAAACAUUGAUUUGAAUCAUGCUACUAUAGAAACUCCGACUAUGGUACUAGAUGUAGUAGAACCUAGUGUGGAGACUACUAUGGAUACAGAGAAAAUAAUUCUUACGGAAACAGCUGCGCUAGAAACAACUUAUGAUUUAGUAGAUGGCAUGUCAUUGAUAGAGAAACACAAUGCCACUGUAAUCGAUACACCUAUAAUUACAGAACAAUCUAUUGUAGAUACACCUACUGCAUUCGAAUCUGUAACUGAUUUGGAAAAUAUGAGUGUUCUUGAAACAAAUCCUGAUGCAGUUAAAGUGACUACUGACUUGGCUCAGGCUACUAUAAUAGAAACUUCCACCAUGGUAGAUAAAGUUGAUGAAAAAGUAAUAAGUGAUGACGAAUUGUCUAAUGUCAAACAGACUGUUACGGACCUAAUUCAAGAAGCUGUCGAGAAAGCACUCGAAGUUGUGGAAACAGCAACAGAUCUACAAGAAAUAACUUCAGCCUUAGACACGCCAAUUUUGACGGACACGGAUGGUAAAGCAGAACCAGUUUUAGCCAUGUCGGCUCCCGUUUUACAAUCUCCUUUAUCAACCGACGAAGCAGUGACAGAGAUUUCAGAAAUCUUGGCAGCUACUACCGAUUUGUUAGAAAACGUGGAUUUAGUUGAAUAUAACAAUGUCACUGAAGAAACUAUUAAUAAGGAACAAAUCAUAGUAGAGUCACCCACUAUUUUACAAUCAGCUGCUGAAAUGGAAAACAAAGUUACGUUUGAACAACCCAAUGUAGUAGAAACACCACAAGAUUUGAUAGAAAAAGUCGCUAUUCAUGAGGCUCAUACUAUGUCAGAUUCUGUCAUAGAUACUGAAUUAACAAAUGAAAAUGUAUCUGAUAUUAAGGAAAGUGUUACUGAUUUGAUAAAAGAAGCUGUUGAUCAGGCAUGCCAUAUUACAGAAUCGCCAGUGGAAGUACAAGAACAAGUUUCUGAAGCGUCAUCAUUAGAAAUAGGCUCCACAUCUGUUUUGAAAUCUCCUACAGAGUCGGAUCAUAUUGUUACACCCGAAACUGUGGAUGCGUUAGAAACUACUGCGAAUCUGUUAGAAAAUGUGACUGAAGUCGAACCAGUCACUCUUGCAGCAAGCAAUAUACAUGAACAACAGAUUGUUAUUGAAUCACCCACUAUUUUACAAUCAGUUGCAGAAAUGGAAAAAGAAGUGACGUUCGAACAACCCGAUGUUGUAGAAUUACCACAUGAAUUGAUAGAAAAAGUCACUGUACAUGAGACUCCUACUAUAUCAGACGCUGUCAUUGAUACUGAACUAACAGAUGAAAAUAUAUCUGAUAUUAAGGAAUAUGUUACUGAUUUCAUACAAGAAGCUGUUGAUCAGGCAUGCCAUAUUACAGAAUCACCAAUGGAAGUACAUGAACAAGUUUCUGAAGCGUCACCAGUAGAAAUAGACUCUACAUCCGUUUUGAAAUCUCCUAUAGAGUCGGAGCAUAUCGUUACACCCGAAACUGUGGAUGCGUUAGAAACUACUGCGAAUCUGUUAGAAAAUGUGACUGAAGUCGAACCAGUCACUCUUGCAGCAAGCAAUAUAAAUGAACAACAGAUUGUUAUUGAAUCACCCACUAUUUUACAAUCAGUUGCAGAAAUGGAAAAAGAAGUGACGUUCGAACAACCCGAUGUUGUAGAAUUACCACAUGAAUUGAUAGAAAAAGUCACUGUACAUGAGACUCCUACUAUAUCAGACGCUGUCAUUGAUACUGAACUAACAGAUGAAAAUAUAUCUAAUAUUAAGGAAUAUGUUACUGAUUUCAUACAAGAAGCUGUUGAUCAGGAACGCCAUAUUACAGAAUCACCAAUGGAAGUACAUGAACAAGUUUCUGAAGCGUCACCAGUAGAAAUAGACUCUACAUCCGUUUUGAAAUCUCCUAUAGAGUCGGAGCAUAUCGUUACACCCGAAACUGUGGAUGUGUUAGAAACUACUGCGAAUCUGUUAGAAAAUGUGACUGAAGUCGAACCAGUCACUCUUGCAGCAAGCAAUAUACAUGAACAACAGAUUGUUAUUGAAUCACCCACUAUUUUACAAUCAGUUGUAGAAAUGGAAAAAGAAGUGACGUUCGAACAACCUGUUGUUGAAGAAUUACCACAUGAAUUGAUAGAAAAAGUCACUGUACAUGAGACUCCUACUAUAUCAGACGCUGUCAUUGAUACUGAACUAACAAAUGAAAAUAUAUCUGAUAUUAAGGAAUGUGUUACUGAUUUGAUACAAGAAGCAGUCGAACAAGCAGGCCAUAUUAUAGAAUCACCAACAGUAGUACAAGAAAAAGUUUCUGAAGCGUCACCGGUAGAAAUAGAAUCCAUAUCUGUUUUGAAAUCUAGUACAGAGUCGGAGCAUGUUGUUACACCCGAAACUGUAGAUGUGUUAGAAAGUACUGUAAGUUUGUUAGAAAAUGUGACUGACGUCGAACCACUCACUCUUACAGCAAACAAUAUAAACGAGGAACAAAUUAUCAUUGAAUCACCGACUGUAUUACAAUCCACGACUGAUAUAGAUAAAAUGGGUGAUAUAGAAGCAUCUAACGCCACAAUAACGUCAAUAAAUACAUUGGACAACGCGUCUGUUGUACUCGUAGAAUCAGUAUCUAUUUUAGAGCCUACCGCUGAACAAUUAGUGAUAGAUGCAUCUAUCCAGGCUACUGCAGUGGUCACAGAGGAAGGUUUUGAUAAGCAACAAGCUGACAGUGAUUCUUCAAUUAUUGUUCAUGACAGCUCGAAUUUAGAUAAAGAUAGCGCAGCUCCGGCGGAACCUAAGAAAGACAAAUUUGAAUCAGUAGCUUCACCACAAACGACAGAUACUUUGAAAACCGCCGAUUUUGAACAGGAAUUAGAUAUACCAGUAGAAAUUAUUGAAAUCCGGCCAGAAGAGGGUAUCAAAAAACCAAUUGUCGCGAAUGAAUUAAAGGAUAGCUUCACUGAAGUAGAAAAUGUUAGAACGGAAGAAGUUUCAAAAGAACAGGCCAAAUUGGUUGAAAAACUUCAAGGAGCUUUAGAAGCUUUCCAAGCUAUUGUCGUAGAAAAUACCGAGAACAUUGCUCAAAAUUUGGAUGUGAACGAAUGGGCCAAAGUAAGCGAAGUUGUAACACAUUUACAAGAUGAUUUGGCUAGAGCAACUAUUACAGAACCUACGACAGAAAAGGCAGGAGAAUCAAUGCACCACCUCGAAACUUUACUCCAAGAGGUCACUGACAAGAUCGGGACCACGGAGCGAUCUUCAGACGACACAGAAUCAUUGCGUGACAAUCUCGACGAGAUCCAAACCGUCAUCAUUAAGCUGAAGAGAGAUUACGAUGGUGCAUCGAAUGACACGCUCAAUGAAACUCUAGAGGACUUAGAGUGCAGUGUGAGGAGUGUCCAGCUACAGAUCACUGAGGAUAGUCCACCGGAGCUGUUGCAAGAAGCUUGUGCGACAUUACAAUUGUUGGUCAACAACAUGAGUGCUACUGAGGAUAUCACAGGUACCGUAGUAAAGGAAGUCAAAACAGAUAAUUUACUAGAAAAAUGUUCUGACGAAACUGAGGCAACAGUAAAGAUACUAAAUAUUGCAAUAGAAAAUAAAGGAGACAUAUCAAAGUUGACUAUUAAUGAAACUAUCAAACCACAUUCCAAAUCCAGCCCAGAGGUUGCAAGAACAUACUUAGCAGCCGUUAAAGGCAUAAAAUCCAAUCUUGAUAAGAUAGAGUCUUUGACUACUUUAGAAGUAAAACAAAAAAUACCAAUUUUCAAACAAAUUGCAUCACUUUUACUAAAAAUGACUAAUGAGAUCGCAAAACUGCCUGAAGCAGAAAGUAUUGUUUUAGAAGACAGCACAGAGAAUAAUCUUGAUAUUGAAACACAUGAAAAAGUUGAAGAAGUAAAAUCAAGCGAGCUAGAAGACAAGAAGUUGGCUGAAAUUGAACAGUUAGCGGAAAGUUCUACAGUAGAAACAAAGGUUGCGGAAAAACAAGUAGAUCAUUCCACUACAAGAAAUGAAUCAGAAAUAGUAGUAAGUGAAACUGUUGACUCACGCAGUGAAUCUAAAGUCACUGCUGAAAUAGUCGAUGAGGCAAAACCUGCUACAGAAAUUGAAACAGAUGAAAUGACUGCGGAGGAAAGUAUCAAAGAUAGUCUUGAAGAGGUGUCAAAAGAAAAAGUACAAGAAGAUACUUCAUCUUUGGCAAGUAAAGGCGAAGAACCUCAAAUGGCAGAUUUAUCUGUCAAAAAACAGUCUCCGGUACUUGAGCCUCAGCCAAGCACAUCAAAACAAGUAGACGUGGAAUCAGAAUUAUCAAUUGGCAACGAAGAACCAAUUCAACAAGCAGAACUUUCAGCAAGUAUUCAACAAAGUAGUGUUGUGGAUGCAGACAUAGCAAAAGACCUUACGGCGGAGACUGCAAAGGACGAUGAUAAGAGCCACAAAGAAGAUAAAAAUUUAGAUGUGCUAGAUAAGAGCCAAGAUGAACAGAAAACAGAACAAAAACCAGCAACUUCUAAAAAGAUCAAAAGCUUAAAGCCCAAGAAAGACGAAGAAACUCAAACAGACGAUGAAGAAGAGGUUAUGAAAGAAUUGACCAAGAGAGCCGAAGAGACAAAAGAUCAAAAGUCAAAGAUUGUUCAAGACGACCAAAAGUCUCUACUUGAAAAAGGACCUGAUGUAGAGAAAAAUAUACCAAGAGAAACUGACGCUGUCGUGAAGAAUGAACAUGAAAAAAAGGUAACGCAACAAAGUAUGCAAGCACAACAAGAAAUAGAAGCUGUGAGUGAGGUAAAGGAAAUGUCAGAAAUUGAUGUUGUUAAUCAAGAAGAAAAACAAAAAUCAGAGCAAUUAGAAGAGAAUAUUCAACAAGUAGAGUUUGUUGAAGAAAUUUCCAAAAUAGAAACGAAAGAAGACUUGAAAGUAGAAGAAAAGAAAACUCUGCCUGAAGAAAAUAAUGUAGAGGUGAAGAGUGAAGAAAGUAAAGGGGAUGACACUAAACUUAAAGACGCAAGAGGAGUGACGAUUGAGGGGCAAGAAAUUGACAAGGCUGAGCUGGACAAAAAACAAGAGGAAAAAGAAGCAAAAUCGAAACAAAUAGAAGAAGCAAAGGAGGAUCUACUACAGAAACAGGAAGAAGAAAAAGAAGCUAAACUUAAGGCAAAACAAGAAAAGAAAGAAGCUAAGCUUAAAAAGAUACAAGAAGAUAAAGAAGCGAAGCUCAAAAAAGAACAGGAAGAACAAGAUGCUAAACUCAAACAGGAACAAGAAGACAAUGCGGCACAACUCAAGAAAGAGCAAGAUGCAAAGCUAAUUGCUGAAGAAGAAGAACAGAAGCAGGCCACACUGAAAGAACAAGAAACGGACUCAACAGCAAAGCAAGAUCAAAAUGAUGCUCUGUUUCCAGAAGAACAAAAAGACAACAAAGAUAGCCUUCACAUUGCGCAAGAAAAUAUAGAUGUUAAACUCGAACAGGAACAAGAGAGAGAAGAAAAGACUGAAUUACGAAACCUUCACGAAGAACCAGAGCAACUAGGGAGAUCAAUAAAACAGGAGCAACAAGAAUAUGCAGCUGAUCUUCACACGGAAGAGAAAAAAGAAUCAGCAGAGGUCAAACUCAAAAAUGAUUCCGAAGACAAGAUUAAAAAUGAACAAAAAGUAAGUGAAAUUACUGCACAGAAAGAAGAAGAGGAACAAAAAGAACCCAAAACACAAGAAGAGAAAACAGUGCAUGAAUUGACAAAAGCACAAGAAGAAAAAGAUUCUUUAGCUAAAGCAGAAAAUGAAACAAAAGCACCUGUCAAAAAAGACACGGAGGAACAAGAAACCGGGCUGAAACUAAAAGAAGAAGAAAGCGAGGCAGAACUCAAAAAAGAACAGAAAGAUAAAGCUGAAAUUGAACAAGAAACGAAUGAAGAAGAAGAUGCUCAGUCACAAAGAAAAGAUCAAGAAAAGGAAGCUCCUAAGCACGAAAUAAUGAAGAACGAAAGUCAGCUCGAAGAAGUAAAAACUCAAGAAUCUAGUAGUAAAGAUACAAGGGUGGAAAGGGCUGACCUUAAGGAAGAACAUACGACUAAAGUCGAAGAGAAAAAACAAGAGGAGACAGAGGCUGACCUAGAGAAGGGCAAAACGGUUCAGGUGGAUAUAGAAAGCAAGGUUGAGAAUCAAAUUCAGAAAGACGGGUUGCUGCAAGAAAAUCAGGAAGACAUAGAACUUAAGUCAAAGCCAAAAGUAAAAAUAGAGGGAGAACCUGAAUUGCAAUCACUGAACAAAGAGGAAGAUAGUGCUUCUGAAAUUGAUCAAAAGAAAAAGGAUAAAUUGAAGCAAGAAGAUAGAGAAGCACAGCUAAAGAAAGAGGAAAAUGACGCUAAAGUAAGAGCCGAGGAAGAUGAAAAACAGGCUAAGCUAAGAAAAGAACAAGAAGACAGUAGUAUGAAAUUGAAAAAAGAGGAAGAAGAGAAAGAGAUUCAGGCUAAGGAAGACCAACAGGAAAGAGAAGCUCAACAAAAGAAAGAACGAGAGGACAGAGAAGCUCAAGAAAAGAAAGAACAACAGGAAAAAGAAGCACAACAAAGAAAAGAACAAGAAGAACAAGAAAAGAAACUGAAACAAAUUCAAGAAGCCAAAGAAGCUUUGCUCAAAAAAGAAGAAGAAGAGAAGGCAGCAAAAUUGAAAGCAAAACAAGAAAGAAAAGAAGCCAAGCUUAAAAAAAUACAAGAAGAAAAGGAAACAAAGCUUAAAAAGGAACAAGAAGAAAAGAACGCUAAGCUCAAGGCUGAACAGGAAGAAAAAGAUGCUAAGAUUAAAGCUGAACAGGAAGAAAAAUAUGCUAAGCUUAAAGCUGAACAGGAAGAAAAAGAUGCUAUGCUCAAAGCUGAACAGGAAAAAAAAGAAGCAAAGCUUAAAAUGGAACAAGAAAAAAAGAUGCUAAGCUCAAAGCUGAACAGGAAGAAAGAAGCUCAGCUUAAGAAAAAACAAGAAGCGGAAGCAAAAUUAAAUGCUGAACAAGAAGAGAAAGAAGCUAAGCUCAUGCAAGAACAAGACGAAAAAGAAGAAAAACUUAAGAAAGAACUAAAGGACAAAGAAGCUAAACAAAAGUUGGAAGAAGAGAAGAAAGAAUCUUCUGUUAAAGCAGAACAAGAAGAGAAGGAGGCUAAGCUCAAAAAAGAACAGGCGGACAAGGAUGCAAAACUCAAGUUGGAGGAACAAGAGAAAGAAAAAGAUGCUGCUCUUAAGAAAAAACAACAAGAGAAGGACGCUAAAAUAAAAGAGGAAAAUGAAAAGAAAGAGGCCGCUGUUAAAAAAGAACAAGCAGAAAAAGAUGCCAAAAUUAAAGAGGAGGAAGAAAAGAAACAAUCUGCUCUUAAAAAAGAACAAGACGAAAAAGAGGCUAAACUUAAGGCAGAACAAGAAGCUCUGAUGAAAAAGGAGCAGGAAUUAAAAGAAGCUAAACUUAAGAAAGAGCAGGAGAAAGAAGAUGCAAAACAAAAGGAAAAACAAGAACGAAAGAAAGCGAAACUUGAAAAAAUACAAAAAGAUAAAGAAGCAAAGUUGAGGAAAGAACAGGAAGAGAAAGACGCUAAACUCAAGCAGGAACAAGAUGAAAGAGACGCUGAAAUUAAGAAAGAACAGGAUGAAGCGGAAGCCCUACUUAAGGCUGAACAAGAACAGAAAAAUAAAACGGUUAUGAAAGAUAAAGAGGAACUUCAAAAGGAGGAAACGAAAGCUGUAAAAGAAAAGAUAAGUUCGGAGGAAGUAGAACCGAAAAAAUCUGUUAAAAAGUCUGAAGCAGACAAAUUGGAAGAAAAACGAACAGAACAGAAAAGAAACAAACUGGAAGAAGAACAUUCGAUUAAAAUGGGUACUAAAACAGCACAAGAUGAUAUCGACGAGAAAUCUAAAAUGGAAAAGGAUAAAAAGAAAAGAAAACCUAGUACUUCCAAAGAUGAUGAUAAACCUAUGCUCUCGGACACUUAUAAGAUGGAUGAUAUGUUGAAAAAAGGUGAUAGCGAUAUCGACAUUCAAAGGAAAAAACGUAUUUCAAUUGAUACAGAUAAAGGAGAGAUUAGAACCAGAGACACUCGGCGAGAAAAUGGGGAUGCGUAUAGAGAAUCACACAGAGAUGAUAUAACCUCACAUAGAGAAAGGAAAGUAGAAAGUAGGGUCAAAUCAGACUCCCAUCAACAGAGACAUGAUGAAAAGCGUACAUAUGUGGAUUACAGCGCCAAAGACAUCUCGGAAACUCACUUACAAUAUCAUAGAGACGAUGAGAAACGUAGGUUUGUCGAUCAUAGUACUAGAGAUUACACCUCCGAGUUUGCACGACCGUCUAACUAUAGAGAGAAAACAUAUGAACCUGAUAAUUUCCAUAUCGAUACUGUUGGUAAAGGAAUCACAAUUUACAAAGCGCAAACUUUAGUAUUAGACGCAGAGUUGCGUUCUGGUGCACUUCCAGAUUUAAGGUCAUCCGUUCCGCGUACUGAUUCACGAAGAAGUGAACCUACAGAGAGAAGGACUGACUUGAAACACAAAACCAAAGCUGUCAGUGAAGCAAGGAGCAUUUUGUCAGAGAAACGCUCAAGCAUGCCUCGAGAUGUGAAGAGAAAACCCGUGUUUUCUACUUAUUUAACUGACAGAACGGCCGUGGAAGGUUCCAGAGUGAAACUAACAUGUAGUGUGCUUUCUUCGGCUGAACCUACUAUCACUUGGUAUAAAAAUGGCGUGUUGAUCGAUAAUAAACUAAAGUAUAGAACUAAAUUUGUGGAUGGACUUGUUACUCUAGAAGUUUUGAACGCAGUGCCAGCGGAUUCGGCAGAAUAUAACUGUACGGUGGAGAACGAAAAUGGAUCUGUUAGUAGUACAGCGACUUUGAAAGUGUAUCCCAGUUUUGAGGCGUCACCGAUACCACCGACAUUCACAAGAUCAAUAAGAGACACCUAUCACCUCGCGGAGAACGAGCUGGUCCUUGAAUGCCGGAUCCGCGGCCAGCCUCUGCCGACCAUAACUUGGCUGAAGGACGACCGACCAAUCACCGACGAGCGCUACCAGGCCUACUACCUCGCUGAUGGCGUCUGCCGGAUAGCCAUAAGCCACCCGGUCCCGGAGGAUAGCGGGAAAUACACCUGUAAGGCGGAGAACUCGGUCUGGUGCGAUCAGAUCACGCAUGUCGUCAGUUUUACUGGCAAAGAGACUCGUUUGAGCCCCAACAUUCAAACCAUCGAGCGCUCCCGUUUCACCCGCCAAGCCAUGGAAUCCCGUCGUCCCCACUUUACCAACGUCCUCACAGACUAUAAAGUUGCUCGAGGUGGAACCAUCGGCCUCCAAGUGGAAAUCCGAGGUUGCCCGACCAGAGUCGAGUGGCUCCGAGAAGGGAAAUCAGUCACCGACGUGUACAGAAACGCUAAGACUUACGUCGAACAAGGAUUGUAUACUUUAGCCUUAUCAGACGUAACGGAAAAAGAAUCGGGUCUUUACACGUGCAGGGCGUGGAGUAUGCAUGGCAAUGUGGACAUGAAUGCAGCGAUAACUGUGGUGCAUCCUGAGUUGGAUGGGAAGCCGGCUAUAAUUGUGGGGAGACCUGAGAAAGAUGUGCUGAUAUCCGUGGGAGAGGAUUUGAAUAUUUCGUUUAGGGUGCAAGGGGAACCGAAGCCUAAAGUUGUCUUCAUGAAAGGCACGCGCGACAUUACGACCAGCCAGCGUGUCUGCAAGAUGACUUCGGACGACUACGUCAAGUUUACAGUGAAGAGGUCCGUCAUAUCCGACGCGGGGACGUACUGCAUACUGGCGAGGAACGCGUAUGGGUGUGAUCGCGCGUUCGUCACUGUUGUGGUGCGACAGAGGGCAUCAUCGGAAAACCUGAUUUCAGAUUGGACUUAUCCGCUUGAUGACUCUGCCAUUAUCUAUGCCAGUCGGAAUUAUGACACGGUGCCUCGUAUACCCAGCGAACCGAGCGUCGUGGAUGGAGGAAACAACUGGGUCUCGCUAGCCUGGCCCAAACCCGACACAACGACCCCUGUACUAGCUUAUAAAGUUGAGAGCUGGUUGCUUGGGAAGGAAGGCGGCGCGCGGUGGACUGAACUGGGAAUAACCCCAAGGAACUGCUUCGAUGUGUUUAACUUGAAGCAAGGGGAGCAGUACCAUUUUAGAGUGACGCUGAGGAAUCGCUACGGUUGGGGUGAAUCUGUGCAAACUUCGACGCCUAUAGGAAUCGGUUUAACGGGUGACCGUCCCGAAUUUGUUGAUAUACUCCCUGGACAAUUAAAAGUGCUUAUUGGAACGACAGCAAAUCUGACUUGUAGUGUGAAGGGGAAGCCGGUGCCUGAAGUGGUGUGGAUGAGGAAUGGUCAAGAGAUCGAAGACGAGAGAAUGCAGGUGUCGUACAACGGGUACAACUGCAGGCUGGUGAUCAGUGACAUCAGGGCCGAGGAUGAGGCGCGGUACAGCUGUGAAGCGAGCAAUGAACACGGGCGGUCGUCGACGUACGCUCGAGUCUCUGUGGUCACGGAUAAACUUCUGUGGGAAGCUGACGCUAAGCUGAAAAGAGAGCGGUCGUCCGACGCGUCCGGGGACUACCCUCCUCAGUUCACGAUGCGGCUCCGUGACCGUCGCGUGCAGGCGACGUAUCCCGUCCGACUUACGUGCCAAGUCGUGGGUAGUCCCACGCCAACCGUCACGUGGUAUAAGGACGGCGAGGAGGUGUAUAAAGACAAUCGCCACACGCACUUCAAAGACGAGCUAUUCCACACGCUAGAAAUCGCACCGUGCACGCUCGAAGACGGCGGGGUGUACUCCUGCACGGCACGGAACACAAGCGGUGCGGUGUCGUGUCGGUGCAGUCUCGUCGUGGAUAAGGGGAUCCGGGCGUACGUGGCGCCCGAGUUGUGCUGCGGGCUGGAGCCACUUUAUAGGCUACGGGAAGGCGACGAGCUCCGUAUCACAGCCGUGGUGGAAGCGUACCCGUCCGUGGGCGUGACGUGGUACCGCGACGGCAUCCGCCUGCGCCCGUCCCGGCGCGCCGUGAUGACGCUGGACAGGGACGGGCAGAUCGAGCUCGCGCUCGCGUCCGUGACGGCCAGGGACGCGGGCGUCUACACUUGCACGGCGGCUAAUGAGGUCGGCAGCGCGUCUACUUCAGGAAAGGUGGAGGUUAUUGAGGGACCAGUCGUGGAAAAGAGGGCCCCACCCACACUAGUUGGACCUGAUGUUCCGUAUUCUAAAGAGCCCAUGUUCAUCCGAAAACCACGUUCUAGCGAGGCCUACGAAGGGGACACAGUCAUCAUUGAAUGCGAGGUUACGGGAGACCCGAAACCUGAUGUGUACUGGUUAAGAGACUUUCUGAAGCCCGAUUACUACCGCGACGCGAGCCACUUCAAGCGCGUAGGUGCCGGUCCAGAAUACCGGUUCGAAAUUCCUCACGCGAAACUUGACUACACUGGAGCCUAUUCUGUGGUCGCUAGAAACGUCCAUGGGGAGGCUAAGGCUAUAAUUUCCUUGCAAAUUUUGGCUAAAGAUCUCACAUCAGGAGAUGAUUCCCACAAUGUCCGAUACGGCCGUGUGGACGUAAUACCCCGCUUCGAGCGGAAUCUCACCGAUCUCUUGAGUUACGAUGGUGACGCAGUUGAGUUCGAGUGCCGAGUGAGCGGCAACCCUGAGCCUGACAUCAGAUGGUACCACUACGCUGAGCUCAUCCGCGACUGUCCAUACCUAGAGUGUACCUUCGAGUCCGGUGCAGCUCGGUUGAAGAUCAAACAGGUCACGGCCGAUGACGAGGGCACAUACACCUGUGAGGCCUACAACAAUCUUGGCAAGGCGUCUAGCAGCGCUUGCCUUGUUGUGUACCCGCCCGGUGAGCCGAACACAUUAUCAGCGCGCCUUCGCCGGCCGCUCUCCGCCGCCUCCACCCCCCGUUCCACCCCUCGCUCUACUCCAGCGCGGUCUAUUUCCAGGACUACUACUCCUGCGCCCGAUAUGAAGCGUCUAUCGAGCCCGGCCCGCCAAACGGCGCCCAGUUUCUACACCUACCCCUUCAAUAAGGUCGUCGAGGAAGGCGAGACGGUCGUCUUCCAGUGCGCCGUCAAAGGCCUCCCCUCCCCCUGGGCCACCUGGGACAAAGACGGCGUCAUCGUCACCCCCUCUUCUCGCAUCACGAUCAAAGAGAAAGACGAGAUACGGAAGCUCGAAAUAGAACAUGUUACAAUUGAAGAUGUGGGAUUAUAUCGGAUAAGCAUUGAGAAUGACUACGGCAGAGCUGAAGGAACAGCUAGACUUGAAGUUAUUACGCAGAAAGGGAAGUUCCACGCUGGUGUUAGGCGUACAGCGCGUCGCCGCGACGCUCGGCGCCGUACAGGAAGCGGAGCACAUCUAUAUCGAAAGACUGAGAAAUGAAAAAUGGAGCUGCGAGUGAUUUUUUUUUUCAAUUAUUUAUCUGUGCAUUUUAUUUUUAAUUUGAUUCGUACGGCCAGUCAUAAGACUUCGAUAUUCAAGCACGUUAUUUGACAGUUCCCUGUCUUUAUGUUGAUUUUUAUUUGUUACUAUUGGUUUGUAUUUUAUUUCUGUACGUUAAAUUAUUUAUUAAUUUUGCUUGAGUUUUGAUGUAUCCUAUGGCCGCGUACGAAGUAGAAACAUGUUAAGUUUUUGUUUUACUUGUUAGGUUGUGUAUUUCGCUUCACACAUUUUGUCAAUUGCCUUCCGUACUCUGAUUUCAGUAUUUCCAAAUAAUAGAGAUUCUUCAAGUGACUGCUUAGUUUCCUACUAGUCAAAUCAGCUUCUUUUUAAGAACUAUCAAAACGAUUUGCUAAUUUGUGAA